AUGAGAUACUCCCACGCUCUGUCCGGUCUUUUGACCGUGGCCAUGAGUGCUUCUGGCUUCGCCCAGAUGACUCCUGGUACCACCACUGAGGACUUCACCACCACUGGCGGUAUGAACGUUCCCACUUCGGUCACCAGUGCUCUCCCCGACACUGCCAUUGACACCACCACCAUGACCGAUACCAUGACUGGUACCAUGACCACUAUGGUCAAGCCCACCAAGACCGCCAGCCCCGAGGUCUGCUGCUACCAGUGUACCACUGUGUAUGACGAGUGUUGUGCCAUCCCUGGCGCUGACAUCGCCAUCUGCAAGGAGAAGUACACUAUCUGCCUUGGCUACAACCCAUGGGACAUUGUCCCUUACGUCGAGCCCACCGUCUGCGUCUACGAGCCUUACCCUCCCAAGCACGACGAUGGCAAGUGCGUUUGUGGCACUGGAAGCUGCUUCACCCCCGACAUCUGCGCCUACGAAUGUACCACCGUUUACGACCAGUGCUGUUCCGUCCCCGGCGCUGAUAUCGCCAUCUGCAAGGAGAAGUACACUGUCUGCCUCGGUUACAACCCAUGGGGCGUUACCCCCUACGUCAAGCCCUCCGUCUGCAAGCAUGAGAAGCAGUACUACAUUGACUACGAGUCCAAGUAUGACGAGCACUACUUCUACGAGAAGUACAGCUCUUACUACGAAUCUGGUUCUUACUCUUACUCUUCUCACGGCACUUCUUCUUACCACGAGGGUUACUACACCGCUGAAUACUGCUGCCUCGAGUGCACUACCAUUUACGAUGAGUGCUGCGCUAUUCCUGGUGCUGAUAUUGCCAUCUGCAAGGAGAAGUACACUGUUUGCCUCGGAUACAACCCUUGGGACGUUACCCCCUACGUCAAGCCCUCUGUCUGCAAGCACGAAGAGUCUUACUACAAGGAGUACGAGACCAGCCACGGAAAGGACUACUACAACUCCAAGUACGACAGCUCCAGCCACAAGGAGGUCGAGAUCACUGUUGAGGAGUGCUGUGUCCAGUGCACCACUGUCUACGAUGAGUGCUGCUUGAACGGCGACAUUGAGGUCUGCAAGAAGGAGUACAUUGUCUGCCUCGGUUACAACCCCUGGGACGUUGUUCCUUACGUUAAGCCUACCGUCUGCAAGUCCAUCAGCUCCGGUUCCAACUCCAAGGGUGACUACGGCCACAAGGAGGUUGAGGUUACUGUUGAGGAGUGCUGUGUCCAGUGCACAACUGUCUACGACGAGUGCUGCCUGAAGGGUGACGUUGAGGUUUGCAAGAAGGAGUACAUCGUCUGCCUUGGCUACAACCCUUGGGAUGUCGUUCCUUACGUCAAGCCCACUGUCUGCAAGACUGUCACCUCCGGCUCCAACUCCAAGGGCGACACUGGCUACAACGGCAAGGGUGAUACUGGUUACAACGGUUCCAAGUCUGGCUCUGAGGAGGAGUGCUGUGUUCAGUGCACCACUGUCUACGAUGAGUGCUGCUCCAUUGACGGCCACGACAUUGAGACCUGCAAGAGCGAGUACACCGUCUGCCUUGGCUACAACCCCUUCGAUGUUACCCCCUACGUCAAGCCUACUGUCUGCAAGCACGAGAGCUCCGGUUCCAACUCCAAGACCGGUGGUGACUCUGGCUACAACGGCAAGGGCGGCAACUCUGGUUCCAACUCCAAGACUGGCGGCGACAAGUCUGGCAGCAACAGCAAGUCCAACUCUGGAUCUGACGAGGAGUGCUGUGUUCAGUGCACCACUGUCUACAAGGCCUGCUGUGACGCUUCUGGUGCUAUCAUCGAGACCUGCAAGGAGGCCUACUCUGUCUGCCUCGGAUACAGCCCCUGGGAUGUUACCCCUUACGUCGAGCCUACUGUGUGCAAGCACGGAAAGCCUUCUGGCGAUGAUGUUGUCAUUGUCUCUGGCGGUGACCGUGUCCGCCCCGUUCUGGCUCUCAUUGCCGUCGGUGCCUUCGCUCUGCUCUGUUAG
Messenger RNA from Fusarium pseudograminearum CS3096, 1980 nucleotides. RefSeq lists its product as uncharacterized. The record is from RefSeq and is a predicted model, not a curated record. The coding region runs from base 1 to 1980 and encodes 659 amino acids. The transcript has a single exon. Lineage: Eukaryota; Fungi; Ascomycota; Sordariomycetes; Hypocreales; Nectriaceae.